AUGCCCGUGGACCUGGCCGUGCGGCUCUGCCUGAGCCACUCACCCCCCAUCCGCAAGCUGCUGAACUCCUAUGAGGAGCUGCGGGGCAACCGGGGGUGCAAACCCCUCCGGUCCUGUCUCAACCAGAAGCUGAGUGCCGAACCCGAGCCCGAGUGGCGAGACAGCACCAAGAGCUCCAAGGGCCAGAAGAAGAAGAGAGUCGUGUUUGCUGACAUGAAGGGGCUGUCGCUGACAGCUGUCCGCUUCUUCUCAAAGAUCGAGGAGGACCUCUGUGACUUGCAGCACGCCCUGUCUGACCUCGCCUGCUUCCGACCUAAGCCGCGGGACUCACGCCCAGAAGUGUGCAGGUAUGUGCUGGACUUCCCACAGCCCUCUGUGGACUACGUGAGUUUCCGCAGCCGCCUACACAGCAACCUUGUCUGCCUGGAGAACUGCGUGAUUCAGGACCGUGCCCUGUCAGGGACAGUGAAGGUCAGAAACAUUGAGUACGAGAAGAAAGUGAUGGUCCGCAUCACCUUCGAUGGCUGGAAGAGCUUCCGAGACAUCCCCUGCCAGUACAUGCAUAGCACAUACAGCUUGGCUGACACAGACACCUUCUCCUUUGAGCUUGCCCUGCCCAAGCCGUCCAUCUCUCGCAGGGCCACAGAGUUCUGCAUCUCCUUCCUGUGUGGCCAGAAGACCUAUUGGGACAACAACCAUGGGAAGAACUACAAGAUCUGCCAUGUGGGCAUGAUCCGCCCUCCCUCCCACGCCAUGAAGAGCGCCAACAGGGCCUGGGAGCAUCUUGGCACCUCUCGGGCGGCCGCACUGGUCCUCUCUCACCUGCAGACCUGGCGCCGCUCAGAGACCCAGGCCCCGUAUUGGUAGGAGAGCAGCGUGUGGAGACUUGCAGGUCCCUUCCGCACCCUGACUGUGCCCCAGCGGUGUGGGGGGAGGGUUCAGCUGCAGAAGAUGCCGCUCACAGUGUUGUUGGCUCCUCUGUCGGUCUGGCUGACUGCUGUACGAGCAGCUGCCGGUCCCCACAGGAGCUUCUUCAGCGCUGGCCAAUGCCGCAGAGGUGUGAGCUGCUGCAUGGUGUGACCCUGGCCUGCUGGUCCUGGAGAGCAGGGCAGCGACAAAGGACACGUCUGUGGCCCUCAGCUGCUCCGGGCGGGAGCCAGCCCUGUGGUCCGCGGCCUACCGGUGCUGCCCAAGUGCCUUGUUCGGAGCUGCAGGGGUGGGGGCAUGCCCCCCCCCCCCUCCAUGGGCCUGGGGCCCGGCGGAGCCCGGGCUGCAGUGGCGGCUUGGGCCGCGCGGCCGGCGGCCCCGAGGAGCGCUCACGGGGGGUGCCGGGGCGGGGGCGGCUCCGGUGGUGGGUGCUGUACCGGGGAGU
This is a messenger RNA of Chroicocephalus ridibundus (black-headed gull), 1372 nucleotides long. RefSeq names its product protein phosphatase 1 regulatory subunit 3C-B-like. The transcript has a single exon. Gene Ontology annotation, molecular function: protein phosphatase 1 binding; glycogen binding. The record is from RefSeq and is a predicted model, not a curated record. Gene Ontology annotation, biological process: regulation of glycogen biosynthetic process. NCBI's taxonomy places the organism in Eukaryota, Metazoa, Chordata, Aves, Charadriiformes, Laridae. Gene Ontology annotation, cellular component: protein phosphatase type 1 complex. Bases 1 to 867 code for a protein of 288 amino acids.